AUGGAAGGGGAAUCUUACCAUAAUGCAACCACAGUCAACGGGACCCCAGUAAAUCACCAGCCUUUGGCUCGCCAUGGGCUGUGGGAAGUCAUUACCAUCGCAGCUGUCACAGCUGUGGUCAGCGUGGUCACCAUUGUGGGCAACGUCUUGGUCAUGAUCGCCUUCAAAGUCAACAGUCAGCUCAAGACAGUCAACAACUAUUACCUACUCAGCUUGGCCUGUGCAGAUCUUAUCAUUGGAGUCUUCUCCAUGAACCUUUACACUACCUACAUCCUCAUGGGACGCUGGGUGCUCGGGAGUCUGGCAUGUGAUCUCUGGCUUGCACUGGACUACGUGGCCAGCAAUGCUUCUGUCAUGAACCUUCUGGUGAUCAGUUUUGACAGGUACUUUUCCAUCACAAGACCCCUAACAUACAGAGCUAAGCGUACCCCGAAGAGGGCUGGCAUCAUGAUUGGCUUGGCCUGGCUGAUCUCCUUCAUCCUUUGGGCCCCGGCUAUCCUCUGCUGGCAGUACUUGGUUGGGAAGCGGACGGUACCACUGGAUGAGUGCCAGAUCCAGUUCCUGUCUGAGCCUACCAUCACAUUCGGCACUGCCAUUGCAGCCUUCUACAUCCCUGUUUCUGUCAUGACCAUCCUCUACUGCCGGAUCUACCGGGAAACAGAGAGGCGAACCAAGGACCUGGCUGACCUCCAGGGCUCUGAAUACGUGGCUGAAACUAGGAAGAAAAAGCCAGCUCACACAGCCCUGCUCAGAUCCUGCUUCAGCUGCCCUCCACCCACUCUGGCCCAAAGGGAAGGAAACCAGGCCUCCUGGUCAUCCUCCCACAGGAGCACCUCCACCACAGGGAAGUCAUCCCAAACCACUGGCCCAAGCUCUGACUGGCCCAAAGCUGAGCAGGUAACAACCUGUAGCAGCUACCCAUCCUCAGAAGACGAGGACAAGUCCACCACUGACCCUGUCUUCCAAGUGGUCUACAAGACCCAGGCCAACGAAAACCCAAAGGAAGAAUUCAGUACUGAAGAGACCAAGGAAACUUUUGUGAAUGCUCAAACUGAAAAAAUUGACUAUGGCACGCCUAAAUACUUCCUUUCUCCAGCAGCAGCUCAGAGAUUCAAGACUCAGAAAUGUGUAGCCUAUAAGUUCCGAUUGGUGGUAAAGGCUGAUGGGACCCAAGAGACCAGCAAUGGCUGUCACAAGGUGAAAAUCAUGCCCUGCUCCUUUCCAGUGUCCAAGGACCCUUCAACAAAGGGCCUGGAUCCCAAUGUCAACCAUCAAAUGACCAAACGAAAGAGAAUGGUGCUGGUGAAAGAGAGAAAAGCAGCUCAGACCUUGAGUGCCAUUCUCUUGGCCUUCAUCAUCACAUGGACCCCUUACAACAUCAUGGUCCUGGUUUCCACCUUUUGUGACAAGUGUGUUCCUGUCACUCUGUGGCACUUGGGCUAUUGGCUGUGCUACGUCAACAGCACUGUCAACCCCAUCUGCUAUGCCCUGUGCAACAGAACCUUCAGGAAGACCUUUAAGAUGCUGCUACUCUGCCGGUGGAAAAAAAAAAAGGUAGACGAGAAAUUGUACUGGCAGGGGAACAGCAAGCUACCCUGA
Molecule: messenger RNA, 1599 nt
Organism: Jaculus jaculus (lesser Egyptian jerboa)
Lineage: Eukaryota; Metazoa; Chordata; Mammalia; Rodentia; Dipodidae
Gene: Chrm5
Product: cholinergic receptor muscarinic 5
Exons: 1
Coding region: 1-1599 (532 amino acids)
Biological process (GO): G protein-coupled receptor signaling pathway, coupled to cyclic nucleotide second messenger; gastric acid secretion; chemical synaptic transmission
Cellular component (GO): synapse; dendrite; plasma membrane
Molecular function (GO): G protein-coupled acetylcholine receptor activity; G protein-coupled serotonin receptor activity
Source: RefSeq, a predicted model, not a curated record